GCAAGAAUUCCCUUCCCACAGUCCCUUGAUCUUUAACCUACGCACCCUCGCUCAUAUUAGCAUUGACUAUAACCCCCUCUAAAAUUUACACACGAUGAGGUCUGAUGUGCUAUCUUACGCCGGUUACGAAGAGCCUCAUUUUCUUGAAGCUUGUACUCUUUGUUCUAAGCCACUUGGUCACAAUAGUGACAUAUUCAUGUACAGAGGGAAUACUCCAUUUUGUAGCCAAGAAUGUAGACAAGAACAAAUUGAAAGUGAUGAAGCAAAAGAAAGGAGAAGAUGGAAAGUUUCAUCAAAGAAAUCAACAAAUGACACCACCAAGAAAUCAUCUACUACUACUACAACUGUUCAAACUGGAACCCUUGUUGCUUCCAACUAAGCCAAAUUAUAUUAAUCAUAAAAUAUUAUGUGAAAUGACAUAAUGGCCCUCCUCUCUGAUAUAUGAAAACAAUAAAUGAAGAGAGGUUGGAAUGAGUAAAUUGGAAGUUAAAACAACAAGUUGGGUUUUUGUAUAGAAGAGAGUUGGAUUGGUGGGGUGUCAAUGUAUCAUGACUCAGAAGUCAGGAUGGAUUGGUUGGUGGUGAUGACUGAUAACUGAGGACCGAGAAAAAGACAAAGAUGCCCUUUUGAUGAGAUAAAUUUUGCACCUUUUGGUUUAAGCUGUAUUAUUAUUGUUUUACUAUAUUUUUUUAAAUUUUAUGUGAUGUUUCUUUUUUCUCUUUGGCUUAUGUAAGGUAACCUUCAUAUCCUUCGGUUUUCUACCUUGUAAUGUAUAGUAUUUUUUUUUU
This is a messenger RNA of Erigeron canadensis, 788 nucleotides long. Its product is annotated as FCS-Like Zinc finger 3. The record is from RefSeq and is a predicted model, not a curated record. Bases 95 to 379 code for a protein of 94 amino acids. The transcript has 2 exons. Gene Ontology annotation, biological process: regulation of DNA-templated transcription. Gene Ontology annotation, molecular function: zinc ion binding. Lineage: Eukaryota; Viridiplantae; Streptophyta; Magnoliopsida; Asterales; Asteraceae.